Messenger RNA from Aspergillus glaucus CBS 516.65, 543 nucleotides. RefSeq lists its product as uncharacterized. The transcript has a single exon. The record is from RefSeq and is a predicted model, not a curated record. NCBI's taxonomy places the organism in Eukaryota, Fungi, Ascomycota, Eurotiomycetes, Eurotiales, Aspergillaceae. Bases 1 to 543 code for a protein of 180 amino acids.
AUGCAUCUCAGUGCCCUUGAAAUCCGCAUUGGCCGUGUUGCCCUUGCUGCAUCGAACGUUCCCGCAAAUCUGGUAAGGCUACCAGAACGUUCUGAUUUUAGGAGUGAAGAUGCUAGAUCAUAUCAACAAAUUGAGCUUGUCUCAGAUAACGGGGAUAUGAUGGAUACGGAUCCACAGUCCACGUAUCCAUACUCAUGGAUCUGUAUUGAUAGUGCUGCUGCUCUUCCGUCAAUGGACAACCGAAAAAGAAACGUAUUGGCUCUUUGGUCCACUUUUAUAUUCGAGAAAGCACCUUCCCUACGUUUCCCAUUAUGUCCCACAUUUGCAAGGAACAUAAAGGCUACGAGAAGUAUGGAAAAACGUCUUUCGAUGAAGAAGGCGCUAGGAGACAAGAUCAAGCGUUUGGAGCUCAGAAUUGCCAGCUUCAAGAACGACAGCGAUGUCCUUAAAUGGAGAGUGGGAAAUAUAGAAGCCAAGAUUGCUACUCUGGAGAAGAAUAUCGAUCAAGACAACCAAAGCCGCAUCGAGAUCUUGGAAACCUGA